Molecule: messenger RNA, 1350 nt
Organism: Fusarium venenatum
Lineage: Eukaryota; Fungi; Ascomycota; Sordariomycetes; Hypocreales; Nectriaceae
Source: RefSeq, a predicted model, not a curated record
AUGACAGACAAGCUCCCCCCCAACCUGCUCGCGCUGUUUGCGGCGCGACCACCCCUGCGAUGGGUUGAAGCUCCAGAUUAUGCGCCCCAGAACCGCAAGACAGCGCCCAUCAGCGGCGUCGCCCAAUUCCUCCCAGAGCUUCAGAAAUACAAGGAGACCGACGUAUACCAUCCUACCGAGAGUUGGCUGCAACGUCGCGAUCGCAAGAAGCGAGAGAAGAAGGAGAAGUUGGAGAGGCUUGUCACAGAGGCGCCCGAGCAUUACCGUCCCGACAAGGAUACCAACAUCCGUGGUGAUGCUUUCAAGACUCUGAUUGUUGCGCGUUUGAGCUAUGAAGCCGACGAAAAGGACUUGGAAAAGGAGUUUGGUCGCUAUGGCCCUAUUGAGCGCAUUCGCAUUGUUACUGAUACUCAUGCCGACGAAAAGCCGAACAAGAAGAAGAAGGCCCACCGAGGCUAUGCUUUCGUCGUUUUCGAACGCGAAAAGGACAUGCGAGCCAUUUGUUUUCUUCCCCGGAUGUACCUUUUGAGUCGUGGCCCUCAGGCUUGCCCUUCUCUCGAAGUAUAUGGCGAGACAUCACUGGGCCCUCAAGCUUGCCCGUCUCUGCCUCUUCCUUUUCUUUUGUCAAAUCCAUUCAGCACACGAGGUACUAUUGAGGCGGCUUUGGAUUCUUGUGAUGGCAUGCGCAUCAAGGACCGACGUAUCAAGGUAGACGUUGAACGAGGCAGAACCGUCAAGGGCUGGCGACCACGACGUCUCGGUGGUGGUCUCGGUGGCCGAGGUUACACUCGAGCCAUGGCCUCACGUCCCAUGGGCCCCGGUGGCUUUGGCGGCCCCGGGGGAGGCGGUUUCCGUGGCGGACCUAGAGGUUUCGACGGUGGACGUGGACGUGGUGGCCACCGAGGAGGGUUUGGCGGUCGCGGAGGAGGCUUCCGAAGCGGCGGCGGCGAUUUCAGUCGCGGUGGUGACCGAGGCGGAUACGGCGCUCCUAGUGAUGCUCCCUCCGGACCCGGUUUCGAUCGUAGGAACGGAGGCCAUGGUGACCGUGACCGAGGUGACCGAGGUGACCGAGGCGAUCGAAGGGGUGACCGAGGCCCUGGUGGGUAUGAUUCUCGAGGCGGUGGUCGCUCAUAUGACGACAGACAAGGCGGUGGCCAUCGCGACGGUGGCCGAUUCGGUGGGGAUCGCGAGAACCGACGCACCGGAAGCAACAACGAACCCAUUGGCCGACGAGAAGGUGGGUAUCGCGAAAGGGACCGCGACUUCGACAGACCUCGCGAUGACGACGGUGGCCGUAAGCGCGGUUAUGACGGCGGCUACGAAGAUCCCAGGAAGCUACGACGUUACUGA